ACUACUGCGACUUGGGCUCCUCUUCUUUCUCCUCCUUCUUCACCUUCGGUCAAGACUAACUGCGUCUUUUUUUUCUCUCUCUUCUUCUUCUUCUUUUAUCAUUCCUCAGCUUCCUUUCACCAGGAACUUUCUCCCCGCAACCCGCGCAAAAUUUACUCUUUUCCCACUCGAUCCCGCUCCUUUUGUUUUUCAAGUUCUGAGAGCUCUGAAGUCUGUUGCUUGUUCGAUCGGUCGCGACCCAUCUAGCCCACGAUGGACGGUGGCCAGACCACGACCAGUACCGCCUCCGCGGGCAACUCCAGCGAUUUUGUACGGAAGCUUUACAAGAUGCUGGAGGACCCGUCGUAUGCGGAAAUCGUACGGUGGGGUGAUGAAGGAGACAGUUUCGUUGUCUUGGAGUGCGAAAAAUUUACCAAAACCAUUCUUCCCAAGCAUUUUAAACACAGCAACUUCGCCAGUUUCGUGCGGCAGCUGAAUAAGUACGAUUUUCAUAAAGUACGGCAGAAUAAUGAGGAAAAUGGACAAUCGCCGUAUGGUCAGAAUGCAUGGGAGUUUAAACACCCCGAGUUCCGCGCGAACAGCAAGGACUCUCUCGACAACAUUCGACGGAAGGCGCCAGCCCCGCGGAAGCAGACCCAGACCCACGACGACUCCGUUCCCACGCAGCAGAUCGAUCUACUUAACCAGCAGAUUGUAGCACAACAACAGCAGAUUCAACACCUGUCAGACCGCUAUGCACAGCUGACAGUGGAUCAUCAGCUGAUGCUGCAGGAGGUAAUGAGGGUCCAGAAAACCGUCCUUAACCACGAGAACGUUAUUCACCAGGUGAUGAACUACUUGCUUUCGGUGGAUGCACGACAGAAGCGCGAUGGUAAAUCCGGCCCUUUCCAAGCUCAGGGUCAGGCUGGUUCCAACCUGAGUCCCUCCCAGGUUGCUGCCAUGGACGACGAACCUUCCUCCCCGUUACAGCAAGCUUCAAAGCUCUUAAACGAUAUGAAUGCCGAGAUUCAAUUCAACCUUGCCGGUCUCGAAUCUAUGGGAGAACCCUCCAAAACAGCUGGAGUUGUCGCUACCUCUGCACUAGAAACUGCUCCGCGUAACGGGGUCGUGCGCCCACCUACUGUCACGGCUGCGAACCCGGCUUUGGUCUAUCAAAAGAUGAAUGGCGAUAUGGAGUCUGUCGUGUAUCCCGUCGGUGCAACUAAUGGGAUUGACCCCAUGUACGGUGAACAUGUCAACAACGUCCCGUAUCCGAUUCCUCCCAAACAGGAAAUUGAUGAUUCCCGGAGACAGUUUCCUGAGAACAGGAAGAAGAGCACCAAUGUUGACCCAGGAUGGGUGCGUAGUCCACGGAUCUUGCUUGUCGAGGAUGAUGCAACGUGUCGUCAGAUUGGUGGAAAAUUCCUUUAUUCCUUCUCUUGUGAAAUUGAUACAGCGUUUGAUGGACUGGAAGCUGUAAAUAAGAUUCAGGAUGGUUCCAAGUAUGAUCUGAUUCUUAUGGACAUCAUUAUGCCAAACCUGGAUGGAGUUUCCGCGUGUCACCUCAUUCGCCAAUUCGACCGAACCCCUAUUAUCGCCAUGACCUCGAAUAUUCGAAGCGAUGACAUUCAACUUUACUUCCAGCACGGAAUGGACGACGUGCUCCCGAAACCCUUUACAAGAAAAAGUCUUCUAGAUAUGCUAGAGAAGCACCUGGUUCAUCUGAAGACCAUGUCGCAAGGCAUGGAGGCUCCCCAGCCCCCGACAGCUGUCACGAUGGCUGCGCAAAGCUCAGCUGCACAGUCUGUUAAAGAAGACAGCUCCCCUGGCCAGUCACCUGCUACUUCGAUGAACACUUGGCAAUCCCCGGGCCAAUUCCAGGGAAUGGCGACGGUUCCUGCCACCCUUCAACAAGUUCCAGGCCAAUACGUUCCUACCAAUCCAGCGGCCGCUGCUUAUGCUGUAGAUCAAAAUGGGGUGCAAUAUCCCGCACCCCCUGCAGUGGCACUUGCCGCAGCGGGGCCCCGCCCGCAACCACGCCGCCAGGUCUCCGAAAUCGCCAAUGCUGCAGAGAACCCCAAUUUAGCGAAGCGGCCACGCAUGUACGCACAUCCGCCUCAGUCAAUGGUCAACCCAAUGCAGGCUACUCGUACUGGUUAAAGAUCAUGUUUUGAAGCCUUUCUUUUGUAUAUUUUUUAUCGACAAAUUGCCGCCAUUCAUUCCCUUUAUUCCAGCCCAGCUUGACUUUGUUAAUUUCUGUAUAGCCACAUCUUGGAUUGAUGACGACCUUUCCUCCUGCUUUAAUGAACCCCUAGCCGCACGACAUUUGCC
Molecule: messenger RNA, 2310 nt
Organism: Aspergillus ochraceoroseus IBT 24754
Lineage: Eukaryota; Fungi; Ascomycota; Eurotiomycetes; Eurotiales; Aspergillaceae
Gene: skn7
Product: putative stress response transcription factor SrrA/Skn7
Exons: 7
Coding region: 253-2139 (628 amino acids)
Biological process (GO): regulation of DNA-templated transcription; phosphorelay signal transduction system
Molecular function (GO): sequence-specific DNA binding; phosphorelay response regulator activity; DNA-binding transcription factor activity
Source: RefSeq, a predicted model, not a curated record